Molecule: messenger RNA, 1395 nt
Organism: Echinostoma caproni
Lineage: Eukaryota; Metazoa; Platyhelminthes; Trematoda; Plagiorchiida; Echinostomatidae
Source: the annotation of a GenBank genome assembly
GAAUUACUGGAACAAGACGAUGAAUUUCUCACGUUAACCGCAGAACAGUUGGGUCAAUUGAUUGCCAGUGACCGAUUGGCUGUCACCGAGGAUCAAGUGUUCGAAGCUGUUUUACGUUGGAUUGCUCAUGAUGUGGCUAAUCGCCAAGAGGCUGCUCGAAGCUUGUGCGGUCGCGUGCGUUUCUCCCUGCUUCCUCGAGAUUAUCUAGUUCGACUGAGUCAGUCCGACGCGUUCUUAUCAGCAAACCCAUGGUGCAAGGACUAUCUAAUCGAGGCCCUAAGCUAUCACUUGUUGUCAUGGGAUGAAAAGCUACGCGUCACUUCGGAACGGGCGAAACCGAGAACUCCAGUCGGUCUUCCCAAGGUCCUUAUGGUGAUAGGUGGCCAAGCUCCCAAAGCUAUUCGUUCGGUGGAGUACUUUGAUUUCCGCACUGGUUUGUGGCGUUCUUCAUCCGGUCCAGAUGCCAUUUCCGGGUCGACAGCAAACAGUAAUGGAACUCCUGAUUCGUCUUCGUCGACUUCUGUGGGCGUACUACCUCCAUCCUCUUCACCACCAGCUCGACGAACAACCUCCCCUAGUUCUUGUUUGCCUGUAAUUGUCAGUUCAACCCACCCAAGUUUUACGGAUUUGCCUAGUCGAAGGUGUCGUUGUGGUGUGGCAGUUUGCACUGGUCUGGUUUAUGUUAUUGGCGGAUUCAACGGGGCGUUGCGUGUUCGAUCUGUGGAAAUCUAUGACCCGCUCAGCAAUACGUGGCAUUCAGGACCAAACAUGGAAUGUCGGCGUGCUACUUUGGGUGUGGCCAGUCUGAAUGGAUCGAUUUACGCGGUUGGUGGAUUCAAUGGAAGUGCAGGCCUUAACACUGCCGAAGUGUUCGAUUUAUGGUCAGGAACGUGGCGCCUCAUCGCCCCAAUGUCUUGUCGACGGUCGUCUGUGGGGGCAGGGGCAUUGGAUGGCAAGAUUUAUGCUGUCGGUGGCUAUGAUGGUGUUGCUCGUCGUUGCUUAUCCUCGGUGGAAUGCUAUGAUCCCGUCACAAACACCUGGAGUCCAGUGGCUGAUCUAAGUUGUCGGCGAAGCGGGCCGGCAGUCUGCGAGUUAAACAAUCGUUUGUAUGCGGUUGGAGGACAUGACGGUCCGGCCGUGCGAAAUACUGCGGAAGUGUAUUCACCUGAGACAGGCACUUGGCAGCGGAUUGCCGAUCUCAAUGUGCCCCGUCGCAAUGCUGGUCUUGUCGCCCAUGAUGGUUGUCUUUAUGUUGUCGGUGGUGAAGAUGGCGACACUAAUCUGGCUUCUGUGGAAAAGUACGAUCCAUCUACAAACACUUGGGUACUGCUUUCCAGUCAAAUGCAUAUUGGCCGAAGCUAUGCUGGUGUGGCGGUUAUCGAACGGACACUAUAG